AUCGUGUUGGUGGACGUAUCCAUACUCAUUACUUUACUGAUAAUGAUGAAAGACGUUUAUAUGCAGAACUUGGUGCAAUGAGAUUACCUUUUGUUCAAGAUCGGCCGGAUCUUAGUCCACAUCAACUUGUCUUUGAUACAAUUGAUUAUAUUAAUGAAUACAAUAAGAAGGAUGAUCCAGAUAGAGAAAUCAAACUCAUUCCUUUUAUUAUUAAUUAUCCAAAUUCUUUAUAUUACUUCAACAAUAAAAAAACUCCAUCUGGUGAAAUUAUGACCAGCAAUUACUCAGAAAGCGCUGAUGCAAAACAACUAGGAUUACCUGAUGAAAUUCCAUAUAAUUAUCUUAAACUUUGGAAUGAUGCAUUACAACCUUUCUAUGACGAAUUGGAUUCGAAUUUUACAAAUGGUCUUAUAAAUUUAAAACGUUACGAUAACUAUACUGUCUAUUCUUAUUUAAAAGAAAUUUAUCUUCCCAAAGUGUUACCAGACAAAUCUGCUGAUUAUGAUGAAAUUAUUAGUGCUAUUGAAUUGCAAGAAUCAGGAACGGGUGAAUUUCGUUUAUAUAGUUUUCCUACUGAAGUUAUUGACGCUCAUACCUUUGGUAACCCUAAUUAUGAGAUAAGCUGGAGGACCAUUGAUAAAGGAAUGCAACGGUUUCCUAAUGCUUUCUUGCCAAUGAUAAAAAAAGAAAAUAUUAAUCUGACAUAUAAUAGCGAA
This is a messenger RNA of Racocetra persica, 716 nucleotides long. NCBI's taxonomy places the organism in Eukaryota, Fungi, Glomeromycota, Glomeromycetes, Diversisporales, Gigasporaceae. The record is from the annotation of a GenBank genome assembly.